This is a messenger RNA of Haliaeetus leucocephalus (bald eagle), 4709 nucleotides long. It is a transcript of the gene ZNRF3, whose product is annotated as zinc and ring finger 3. The coding region runs from base 98 to 2602 and encodes 834 amino acids. The record is from RefSeq and is a predicted model, not a curated record. Gene Ontology annotation, biological process: Wnt receptor catabolic process; negative regulation of canonical Wnt signaling pathway; ubiquitin-dependent protein catabolic process. The transcript has 9 exons. NCBI's taxonomy places the organism in Eukaryota, Metazoa, Chordata, Aves, Accipitriformes, Accipitridae. Gene Ontology annotation, molecular function: frizzled binding; ubiquitin protein ligase activity.
CUCACAGAAGGAAACAGAGCUGGUAUACAGUGCUUCAGUUCUCAAGGAAGUUCUUCUCUGGGGUACUCAGUAUGUUGAAGAUGUGACAAACAUCCAGAUGCAUCCACUCGGACUAUGUAAUAGCAAUGAUGAGGAAGACCUAUAUGAAUAUGGCUGGGUAGGAGUGGUAAAACUGGAACAGCCAGAGUUGGAGCCUAAGCCAUGCCUUACAGUCCUAGGAAAGGCAAAACGAGCAGUACAGCGAGGAGCCACAGCCGUCAUCUUUGAUGUUUCUGAAAACCCAGAUGCCAUUGAUCAGCUGAACCAGGGCUCAGAGGACCCUCUGAAGAGACCAGUGGUGUAUGUGAAGGGUGCUGAUGCUGUCAAGCUAAUGAACAUAGUUAACAAGCAGAAAGUGGCACGAGCAAGGAUUCAGCAUCGCCCCCCACGGCAACCCACCGAGUACUUUGAUAUGGGUAUUUUCCUGGCCUUCUUUGUGGUUGUGUCUCUUGUUUGCCUGAUUCUUCUUGUCAAGAUCAAACUGAAACAGCGACGUAGUCAGAAUUCCAUGAACAGGCUUGCAGUGCAAGCGCUGGAAAAAAUGGAGACCAGGAAAUUUAAGUCCAAAAGUAAGGGACACCGGGAAGGUAGCUGUGGAGCACUGGACACACUCAGUAGCAGCUCCACCUCUGACUGUGCCAUCUGCUUGGAGAAGUACAUUGAUGGGGAGGAACUGCGUGUCAUUCCCUGCACUCACCGAUUUCACAAGAAAUGUGUGGAUCCUUGGCUACUGCAGCAUCAUACCUGCCCUCACUGCCGCCAUAACAUCAUAGAACAGAAGAAGGGAAAUGCAGGUGCAGUCUGUCUGGAAUCCGUCAACCCAGCACGCAGCCGGCAGCAGAGGGUGAUUCUGCCUGUGCAUUACCCAGGCCGAGUGCACAGAACAAACCAGAUAACAGCAUAUCCCACUCGGACAAGCAUGGACCCUCACGGAAACCCUAUCACAGUACUUACAGUUGAGCGACAUGGUGAACAGAGCCUCUACCAAGCCUCAUCCCCAGCCUAUAUCCGAAGUUACCAGCCUAUUCAUUUGGACCAUGCUUUAAACACGCAUCACUGUAGCCUGGAACAUAGGGCUUACUCUCCAGCUCACAACUUCCGAAGACCCAAGUUUGGUGGACGCAACUUUUCCAAAGCAGCAUGUUUUUCCCAAUAUGAGACCAUGUAUCAGCACUACUACUUCCAAGGCCUUAGUUACCCUGAGCAAGAUGGACAGCUUCCAGCUGGCAUUUCCUCAAAGGGUCCUUCCCGUGCCUUUCAGCCUGGUAGCAGUAUGCUUUUCCCUUCUGUGGUACAUGUAGUGCCCUCAUCUCGUUUGGAGAGUGGCAGUACCUCCAGCUUUAGCUGCUAUCAUGGUCAUCGUUCAGUGUGCAGUGGAUAUUUGGCUGACUGCCCUGGCAGUGACAGCAGCAGCAGCAGUUCUGGUCAGUGCCACUGCUCCUCUAGUGAUUCCAUGGUUGACUGCACUGAGGUCAGCAACCAGGGGGUUUAUGGGAGCUGCUCCACCUUUCGCAGCUCUUUGAGCAGUGACUAUGACCCAUACGUUUACCGCAGUAAGAGCCCUUGCCGAGUGGGUGAGGUUGGUGGUGCAAACAGGGGUGCAAUUGUUCUCUUGGAGGGCCCCCACGAGGACGAGCUUCCAGCUCAUGGUCUCAGUCUGGUGGGUGCUGACUGCCGGCCUGUGCCAGCUUCUUCCUCAGGGGACCAACUGUCUAAUUGCAGCAUGGAUAUGAACUAUAGCAGUAAUUCCUCACUAGAGCACAGGGAUCCAAAUGGCACUACCUCAGAGGGAGGACAUGAGGCCACUCCUGGUGCUGCCUUGGAUGUUAAAAGGAACUGGAAAAAUCCAGAGGUAGCAGGGCCACUUAUGGAGCAAGCAUGCGCAUGCUGCUUUGAACUCCAGCACUCUGCCCUGGAACCUAGCAAUGGGACAGCUGACUGUAGUGCACUCUUCCUUAGCUCUCCGCUGUGGGGGACGUGUGGCCCAGGAAUAGAACCACAGUCAGGGAACACCCCGGGCUUGUACAGUAUUAACUCAGACCACUUGCAUAGGACAGAUGGGGUAAAAUAUGAGGGGUUGCCCUGCUGCUUCUAUGAAGAGAAGCAGGUGGCCUGUAGUAGUAACAGUGGCAGUGGAGGUGGUGGCUGCUAUACAGAAGACUAUGCAGUGAAUGUGCAGUACACGCUUCCUGAUGACACCUUGCCAAGCUGCUGUAAGGGUGUAUGUGAUCUGGGUCAACGCAUUCCCAUAAUUCCUGAAGACAGAGACUGUGAGCUGAUCCUACCUACAGAGUGCCAAGGGACCCACACGGGAGGCUGUAGUUCCUGGGAUGGAACACCUGAGCUAGAUACUUAUCUGCACUGCCAAGGUAUAGGAGAGGUACAGGACGAGAGGGAGGUGUGCUAUGAGGCAACAUCAUUCCUGCGGCAGAACUGCUCUCAGGAGGAGGAAGCCGGAAUGCUCUUUCCCAGUCCCACUCUGAACUCCCAGAAGCUGAUGACAACCACAAAGGCUACAGGUGCUGGAUCUCAUCCCUUGGAGAGAAGCCAAAUCGGUGACUAGACCUGUCCAGAUGAUCCCGGAUGGAGAAGUGGAGCUUAUCAGAGACUCCAAAUUCUCAUGGACUUAAUUUUUUUUUAAGCUUUGACAAACACACAAAAGUGGUAAUGUGGAGAAUUCCCUCCCCCACUUCCUCUUCCUCUGUGUCCACAUCAGCUUGAUUGUCUCCUUUGUCCCUCUUGCCUGAAGCCUUCAGGCCUCCAUUUGUGUGCAAAGCCCAUGUGGGACAUGGUGUGGAGCAUUUCUGAGCUCUAGUGCCAUUUCUAUAUUAAUGACAAAGUGUUAUUUAUAUUUUCUUUUUAGAAGUGACCGUGUCAGCUCUUGCUGAGAGGUAACACGGUGUGUUAAAUAAGCCAGGCUAUGUGUAGAUGCUGUUAUCUCCUACUUCAAGGAGUCCAGCCUUCAAUAAGCUCAGGGCUACACCUGCCUUAGAAACCAGAUAGCACCUUGAAAUAUAGUAGUCCAGAGGGAUACAGCUGCUGAGUGGAUGCUCAGAUAACGACUAUUCCUUGUAGCAAAUCCUAGUAGCCAGCAAGUUGUAUGAGCAAUUCUGAGGGAGGUGAAGCAUUGGGCUGUCUCCUUUCUCCUCUCCCCUCCUCCCCCUUUCAUGCUGCUCUGAUGAUUUGGCUAGGAAGGGUCUCUGGAAGGGUCUCCUGCCAUUAUGAUUAGUUUUAACAGAGUGGGGGUAGGGAAACUGGUAGCUCAGAAUGUUCUUGUUCUGACUUCCUGCUAAACCGUGGACCUCAUUGUAUCUUCUGACUGGUGAAGAAUGCUGGGGACCCCUCCCUCAAACAGAUGCUAGAAGAAAGUGCUUAGAAAGGGUAAUACCUUUGUAGGUAAUGAACCUUGCCUUCCAUAGGAAGUUUUUCAGGCACCUGUAGCCCCUGUUAUGGCUGUGAGGAAUGCUGGCAUAUGCAGGAAAACAGAGCUUGCAGGGUGCUUGCAGCUUGGCUGGCUCAUUUUGGAAAAAGGUCAGAAGGUGUCUUGUUUCCUUAUAGACUGCAAGCAUGCCUGAGGGAAGCAGUGCUUAUCACCUUUUGUGGAUGUGGGAAUGUGAGGGACUUGGUUUAGUUGUCAUUUUCUUCUUUGCUUCCAUAGAUCAAUCUGUUUUAAAGGUUUCUUGGGCCCAGCCAGUUGUGCUUCAUUUUUGUCCUGUGUACAGAGUGCUCUCUGUACCCCAUUAGCCUGGGCACAUACUUUUGUUAUUGUUCUUGUACUAGUGGGGAUAUUUGUUAUCAUGAGAUAAUGUAUGUCGUCACUUCUGAUAACAAUUGUUUCCUGUGGAAACAGCAGCUUCUGAGUAAGAGGCUACCAUAGCAUGGUUUAAAUUGCCUGUCAUGCUGCAUGUGCCUGAGGACACAGUGUCAUCCUGUCUGGUGUAUUCACAGCAGGAAUUCUCCUAAAGGGAAACUAAUUAUUUAAUGCCCACAGUGCCAGUCUUCUGAAAAGAUUUGUCCGAAGUUCAGUACACUUUGGAGAUACUUAAAAGACACAAAAAAGAGAUGUACACUUCGUCUUACAUUUUCUGCCAAAGUAAUGUCCUUGACAGCACUUCUCACUAAUUGUGAGAAGCAGCAAAGUUAACUUGUUUGCUUUAUAGUCCCAAAUGAAAUAUUUUAAAAGAAGCAAACAUCUAAGAAAUAACAAAUACAUUCAUCCGUUUACUUUUACUUUCUGUACUCAGUAAGUUAGGAGAAAAUAAUUCUAUUUGAAGGAAUUCGUAUUAAAUCUUUUUAAAUGAACAAACACCAAAAUCCAGCUGUUCAGAGAAUUAAUACAAGGCGAUAUCUGGGUAUAAGAUUAAAAGAAAAAUUCCAAUAAACACAUUUUCUGUGUAUAAAGCUUAUUAAAAACUUACUCAUUCUCUGAAUGACUGAAGUAAGUGGUAUGUGUUGGGAGAAUAAAGGUUUGGGUUUUUUGUUUGGUUGGUUUUUCAAGUCUUACCUUUCUCCUUCCUCCACUCAAAAGAAAUGCAUUGUAGAAGCUAUGCUAUACUACCCUGGUCAUUCUGCUUGGUGUUUUGUGAGGCACUGUCUAAGGCCACCUAAGAUGCAUUGUACUCUAUAACUACACAGCAUGUUGCGGUAAAAUGUGGUUAUAAAAAAAAAAU